GGAACAUAUAUCAUAUUUGGAUUUUGGUUUGUGAUAAAUGAAGUGUAGCCAAAGCUUAAGCUGAUCAAUUCUGGAAUGGAGUGAUUUGCUUGAACAUGGGAAUUGAAGUUCGAUAUGCGAGUUUAUUGGAGACUAAAAGACUGCUAUGGCUAGUGGCAUCCUUUUUUGUUAUGGUGUUGAUCAUUCAAUAUUUUGGAUUUCCAAACGUUUAUGUUGUGCCCUCAUUAUUUUCUUCCAGCAAAGGUCAAGUAGCAUUUUUAGGUAGCUUUCAAUCUGGUAAUUCUAGUGUGUCGGGAAACUUGACGUUUGCUAGUGUUUUAAACACUACUGCCUCAAAUGUUGUUCAUGAAGGAACAGCCAAAACUGAGCUGUCAAACACAAGUGAUGCUACCUUUAAAGACUCUAACAUUACCACGAAUAAAGAUACUGAAAUUGAAGACAAAUUUCCGCUGCAGGUUGCUCAUGGUUUUGAAUUUGGUAUGCCAAAAGCUAAUGUUACAUCUGAAAAUAAUGUAGUUCUAGAUAAGACAGAUAAAGACGAUAUUGCUCACGGAGUGGCAAAAAAUGAAACGAUAGACAACAGUCCUAUAAUCACAAUCGCUGCACCUUUGGCAGCGGUUAUCUCUCCUUUGACAUCGUCCAGCCAAAAUCAAUCAGCAGAUCAUUCUUGCAUGAGGAAUAUUCCUGCUGUGAUUGAAAGGUCUGACCGAGCAAGAAAAAGCGUGGCAUCAAUAGCUCAAAUGAAUUAUAUGCUGCAACAAAGUCGAACUUCAUUCUGUUCAAUGAAACCACGAUGGUCCUCGGUUGUAGAUCAAGAACUAUUACGUGCAAAAGAUCUGAUCGAGAAUGCGCCUCUCUUACAGAGUGAGCCGGGAUUAUAUGCCCCUCUAUUUAGAAAUCUAUCCAUGUUUAAAAGGAGUUAUGACUUGAUGGAGAAGACUCUCAAGGUUUACAUCUAUUCUGAAGGGGAAAGACUCAUAUUCCAUUCUGGACCUAUGGAUGGAAUAUAUGCUUCAGAGGGCUGGUUCAUAAAGCUUCUUCAAGAAAACAAAGGAUUUGUCACUAAAAAUCCCCAAAAAGCUCACCUAUUUUAUAUGCCUAUUAGUUUCCGAUUACUAAAGAUGACAUUGUACGUGCCUGAUUCUCACAACCGUACAAAUAUAAUCCAAUUUUUAAGUAACUAUGUUGAUAUGAUGGCGCAAAAGUAUCCUUUCUGGAAUAGAACGGAUGGUGCUGACCAUUUUAUUGUUGCCUGCCAUGACUGGUCCCCUGCAGCGACGAAUGAAAUUAUGAGUAAUUGCAUAAGAUCUUUAUGCAAUGCUGACCUGAGAGGUGGCUUCCAGUUUGGUAAAGAUGUGUCUCUACCACAACCGAACAUUCGCUUGAGGACGAACCCUCUUGCUGAACUUGGAGGAAAGCCAGUUUUCAAACGGCGUACCCUUGCUUUCUUUGCUGGACAUAUGCAUGGUUAUCUCCGCCCCAUACUACUGAAGCACUGGGAAAACAGAGAUCCUGACAUGAGGAUUUAUGGUGAAAUAACUAAGGCAAGCUAUUUACGGUACAUGAAGAGCAGCAAAUACUGCAUAUGUGCAAGAGGUUCUCAAGUAAACUCUCCUAGAGUGGUAGAAGCCAUUUACUAUGGGUGUAUCCCCGUAAUUUUAUCCGAUAACUAUGUCCCCCCGCUCUUUGAGACUCUAAACUGGGAAUCUUUUGCUGUAUUUGUCCAGGAGAAGGACAUCCCAAAUUUGAAAAACAUACUUUUGUCCAUUUCGGAUAAGAAAUAUAAGCAGAUGCAUGGGAGAGUUAAGCAGGUGCAACAGCAUUUUCUCUGGCACUUUAAGCCUUCUAAAUAUGAUGUUUUUCACAUGAUACUCCAUUCAGUUUGGCACAACCGAGUUUUUGGAAUGAGACGUAGGUGAUAAAUGUACAUAUACACUGGAGGUUAUAGACUUGAAGAUGAAAUAAUAAAUGGCUUGCAUUAAAUGUUCA
Molecule: messenger RNA, 1989 nt
Organism: Solanum dulcamara
Lineage: Eukaryota; Viridiplantae; Streptophyta; Magnoliopsida; Solanales; Solanaceae
Product: probable glycosyltransferase At5g03795
Exons: 5
Coding region: 96-1919 (607 amino acids)
Molecular function (GO): glycosyltransferase activity
Source: RefSeq, a predicted model, not a curated record